Messenger RNA from Rotaria sp. Silwood2, 1515 nucleotides. The record is from the annotation of a GenBank genome assembly. Lineage: Eukaryota; Metazoa; Rotifera; Eurotatoria; Philodinida; Philodinidae.
AUGAGUAAAACAUCAGCAUCCAAUAAGUUUUUUGAUCCUUGUAUAACAUGUUCAAGUAAAUAUAAUCGAAUUCGAUCAUCGUUAUGUCAAUGUAAACAUUGUUCUGCAUCAUUUUGUGUUGAUUGCAUGAAAGAGCAUCUGGAUGAAUUACAGAAAACUACCGAUGAACUUGUAGAUCUACACAAUGAACUUAAACAGUUAAUAAAUACAAAAAAGAUAUUAAUUAAAGAUGAAACAAUCAAAUCAAAGCAGCAAUUGAGUAAAUGGCUUAAAACAUAUAUUGAUAAUCUUACUAUUGAAAAAUCAAUAAUUGAUGCGAAUAUUGACAAAGAAGAAAAAGAUGCACAAAAAUUUGUUUUUGAUAUUGAAUCAGAAUUACAAACUAUCAAUGAUAAUAUUCAAGCCUUUACAAAAACUUAUAGCUUUCAAUCAGAACAUAUGACAGAAGUUUUAGAAAAACUUAAUGAACUAAUUCAACGCUUAACUUCUUUAGUAGAGACAAGAGAAUACGAUUUACCAUCAACAAUGCCGAGAUAUACAUUUAAGUUUAAUUAUUCUUCAAAAUUGACAACUAAUAGUUCUGAACCGAAAUCAAACACGUAUCAAAAUAAAAAUAAAAAAGCAUCUAAUACGACUGAGCAACCGAACGAUGAGGAUAACUGGCAAUCUGACUCAUCUCUUUCAGACGAUGAAACUUCAAAGAAUGAAUACAAUGAUUUUUCGUUUCCUGAUGAAAAUUAUUUUUGUAAUCGAAAUAAAUUUGAAUCUACAUCAUACAUUGUUAAUUGUAUGGCAAGUGAUGGAAUAAAUAUAAUGUAUUCGACUAUUGAAGAUGACCAACAUGAACGUAUUGUAUAUUAUUAUUUAGAUCAGAAAGAUAGUCAUUAUGGACAAGAUGAUCCACAACGAAUUUGGAACCAAUCGCGUAUCGUUGAUAUAAUAUGGUGGAAGAGUAUUAAUAAAUUUAUUUGUGCUACACUAAAUGGAAUUUAUACGAUUGAAUACCUUGAUAACUGCUUUCGAAUUUUAAAUGUUAUUAAUAAUCGUUGGACACGAGUAUCUGUAGCAGCUAAUACUAAUCAUAUAUGGAUUCAUACGAAUGGGAAAAUCAAUGUUUACAAUAUAAAUUUUCAAUUAGUACGAUUAAUCAAUUUUAAUCUUUCACGCCCAUUAACAAGUGCUAGUUUCUGUGUAACUGAUAAUUUCGUUGCAUUUGCUUUGAUUCGUCGUAUAGAAAAUGAUCGAGAUCUAUUACACAUUGAAUUCUAUGAUUGUGAUAUGAAAAAAAUAAAAGGUGUUCGUUUGGGAUUAAGCGAAACUUCGUGUAUAAUUCGAACUGAUGGAAAUAAUCGAUUUUACGUUGCUAUGGGACAACAAAGGUUUUAUAUUGUUACACCAAAUGGAAACAAACAGAUAAUUAAUCUUGGAAAACAAGCCAGUUGCCUUGCUGUAGUCAACAGUCGAAAUAUUGUUUUUACUAAAUCACGUUCGGACUUAGAACUUGUGAGAUGUUAA